AUGUGCUAUGAUGAAGGAGUGACCUAUGGAAUGACAAGCUCCUGUGCCUAUUACUACACCAAAGUGAUGUCUGAGCUCUUCUUACACCCUCCGUCAGACACUGGAGUCUCCUUCCAGGCCAUCAGCAGCAUGGUGGACUUCUAGGAUUUUGUCCAGGGCCCACUACUGGACAGUUUGUACUGGACCAAAUGGUACAACAACCAGAGCCUGGGCCGAGGCUCCCACUCCUUCACCUACUAUGAGAAUCUGCUGCUGGGGGCUCCAAGGCUGUGGCAGCUGAGGGUCCGCAAUGACUCCUGUGUGGUACAUGAGGACUUCCGUGAGGACAUUUUGAGCUGCUACAAUGUCUACUCUCCCAACGAGGAGCAGCUCCCUUUCGGGACCUUCAAUGGCACAGCGUGGACAUACCACUCACAGGAUGAGCCGGGAGGUUCCUCUCACUGGGACCAGCUCACAAGCUACAGUGGAGCUGGCUACUACCUGGACCUUCCAGGAUCCCGACAGGCCAGUGCAGAGGCACUCCAGGACCUUCAGGAGGGCCUGUGGCUAGACACUGGCACCCGGGUGGUCUUCAUAGAUUUCUCAGUCUACAAUGCCAACAUCAAUCUUUUCUGUGUUCUGAGACUGGUGGUGGAGUUUCCAGCUACAGGAGGUGCCAUCCCAUCCUGGCAAAUCUGAACAGUGAAGCUGAUCCACUAUGUCAGCAACUGGGACUUCUUUAUCAUUGGCUGUGAGAUCAUCUUCUGCAUCUUCAUCUUCUACUACGUGGUAGAGGAGGUCCUGGAGCUCCACAUCCACUGGCUUCAUUACCUCAGCAGCAUCUGGAACAUUCUGGAUCUGGUGGUCAUCUUGCUCUCUGUUGUGUCUGUGGGCUUCCACAUAUUCCGAACCCUCGAGGUGAACCGACUGAUGGGGAAGUUCCUGCAGCAGCCAAACGCAUAUGCUGACUUCAAGUUCCUGGCCUUCUGGCAGACACAGUACAACAACAUGAAUGCUGUCAACCUGUUCUUUGCCUGGAUCAAGGUAUUCAAGUACAUCAGCUUCAACAAAACCACGACUCAGCUCUCCUCCACGCUGGCCCGCUGUGCCAAGGACAUCCUGGGCUUUGCCGUCAUGUUCUUCAUAGUGUUUUUCGCCUAUGCCCAACUCGGCUACCUGCUUUUCGGGACCCAAGUGGAAAACUUCAGCGCAUUCAUCAAGUGCAUACUCUGGUUUCUCCGUUUCACCCAGUUCCGGAUCAUCCUUGGGGACUUUGACUACAAUGCCAUCGACAAUGCCAGCCACAUCCUGGGACCCACCUACUUUGUCACCUACAUCUUCUUUGUCUUCUUUGUGCUCCUGAACAUGUUCCUGGCCAUCAUCAAUGACACAUACUCAGAGGUCAAGGAGGAGUUGGCUGGACAGAAGGCUGAGCUGCAACUUUCUGACCUCCUGAAACAGGGCUACAACAAAAUCCUACAGAGGCUACGUCUGAGGAAGGAGCAGGUUUCAGAUGUGCAGAAAGUCCUGCAUGGUGGGGAGCAGGAGAUCCAGCUCAAGGAUUUCACCAACACCUUAAGGGAGCUGGGGCACGCAGAGCAUGGGAUCACUGAGCUCACAGCCACCUUCACCAGGUUUGACCAAGAUGGGAAUUGCAUCCUGGAUGAGAAAGAGCAGGAACAAAUGCAACAGGACCUGGAGGAGGAGAGGGUGGCCCUCAACAUUGAGAUUAAGAACCUGGGCUAGUCCACUGUGAGUAGCCCACCAGGCGAGUAGGGUCCAGAAGCUGCCAGACCAGGUGGUGGGAUUUCAGGAGAAGAAUUCUACAUGCUCACAAAGAGAGUUCUCCAGCUGGAGACUGUCCUGGAAGGAGUCACAUGCCAGGUUGAUGCUGUGGGCUCCAGGCUGAAGAUUCUGGAAAGGAAGGGGCAGCUGGCUUCCUCCGUAGGCAGGGGGGAACAAGGCAUUUGGGAGCACCUGCAGCCAGCCCCAGCUGUGACUCCAGCCAUCUGGGGAGCCCAGGGUGCACAGGAGAGGGGUCGGGGAGAGAUCCUAGAGCAUCAGACAGCAGGUUCUUCUCUCACUGCCUCUCCAGAGACCCCCUCAACCCACACCCUCCACCUCUAGGGCAGCAGUUCCCACCGCUGCUGCUGCCCAGCCACACACUGUGUCUGGCC
Molecule: messenger RNA, 2156 nt
Organism: Manis pentadactyla (Chinese pangolin)
Lineage: Eukaryota; Metazoa; Chordata; Mammalia; Pholidota; Manidae
Gene: PKD2L1
Product: polycystin 2 like 1, transient receptor potential cation channel
Biological process (GO): potassium ion transmembrane transport; detection of mechanical stimulus
Cellular component (GO): membrane
Molecular function (GO): calcium ion binding; sodium channel activity; muscle alpha-actinin binding
Source: RefSeq, a predicted model, not a curated record